AUGGUUUAUCUUACCCUGCAGAAAUCUCAGAAGGUUUUUGCUGCAUCCAGACACUUGCACAAAGUGGCUGCUAAAGCCCUGGAGAAGAGCACGCCCGAGGAAACCGUCACUGGCAGCUUUGCGUCCUUCAUCCAUAAUGUCCGCCCUGAUCACCUCUCUGACUUGGUUCGUCAUCGAAGCAAACGGAUGAUCCUUGACAGCAUUGGGGUGGGGCUGGUGGGCAGCAUGACCCAUGUAUUUGAUAUCGCCCUGCGGUAUUGUCAGGAAAUAUACUCCUCCAGCUCCUCCAGCCCGGUUAGCUCUGUCUAUGGAAGGCGAGGGCUGAAGCUGUCUCCUCCUCUGGCAGCCUUUGUCAAUGGUGUGGCAGUUCACUCCAUGGACUUUGAUGACACCUGGCACCCAGCCACUCAUCCUUCGGGGGCCAUCCUGCCUGCCCUCCUUGCUGCCUCCCAGAUGGUACCGGCUGCUUCCAGACCAAAGGGCCUGGACUUCCUGUUGGCAUUUAAUGUGGGCAUCGAGGUGCAGGGGAGGCUGAUGCGCUUCUCCAGUGAAGCUCACAACAUUCCCAAGAGGUUCCACCCUCCCUCCGUGGUCGGCACCAUGGGCAGUGCUGCUGCUACAGCCAAGCUCCUCUCUCUGAAUGCAACCCAGUGUGGCCAUGCCUUAGCAAUCGCAGCCUCUCUGGCAGGGGCACCCAUGGCAAAUGCUGCAACUUUGGCCAAACCACUGCACAUUGGAAAUGCCACCCGCCUUGGCCUAGAGGCAGCACUCCUAGCUGCUCGAGGGAUGGAAGCCAACCUUUUAAUUCUGGACGAUACUCCUGGCUGUGCUGGUUUCAAUGCUUUCUAUGAUGACUACCAGCCCAGCCCACUUACACUGUCCACAAACAGCCACGAGUUUCUUCUGGAGAAGCAGGACAUCGCAUUCAAGAGCUUCCCGGCCCACCUGGGAAUGCACUGGGUGGUGGAGGCUGCCCUCUCAGCCAGGAACCUUCUCAUCGACCAUUCUGGCUCUCUCUCCCCUUCUGCCAUCCACACCAUUAUUCUAAGAGUGCCGUUAUCUAAGUACAUCAACAGGCCCUUCCCUGAAUCUGAACACGAGGCCAGGCACUCUUUCCAGUUCAAUGCCUGCACUGCCCUCCUGGAUGGCAAAAUGAGCAUUUGCUCCUUCAGCCCUGACAGUCUCUGCCGCCAGGAGCUCUCGCAGUUGCUCUCCAAGGUGAUGGUGGAACACCCCAAGGACAACGUGGCCAACUUUGACAAGAUGUAUGCAGAGGUGACACUGAUCCUGCAGAAUGGAGACAUCCUGACAGGCCGGUGUGACAGUUUCUAUGGGCAUUGGAGGAAACCCCUGAGCAGAGAAUCUCUCCUCAGGAAAUUUCAAACCAAUGCUUCUCGAGUCCUUCCAAAAGACAACAUAGAUAACCUAGUGAAAACAGUAGACAACCUGGAGACUCUCCCAGACUGCUCUUUGUUGGCUUCCUGUCUGUAA
Euleptes europaea (tarantolino) is the source of this 1491-nucleotide messenger RNA. RefSeq names its product cis-aconitate decarboxylase-like. NCBI's taxonomy places the organism in Eukaryota, Metazoa, Chordata, Lepidosauria, Squamata, Sphaerodactylidae. Bases 1 to 1491 code for a protein of 496 amino acids. The transcript has 6 exons. Gene Ontology annotation, molecular function: lyase activity. The record is from RefSeq and is a predicted model, not a curated record.